AUGGGCACACAACUAAUGGCUGCUAAUAAAGAAAUUAGGAAAAUGACUGAAAAAUGGAGCAUUUCUCAAAUAUCCAAGUUUGGUUCACACCAAGGAACAACAUGGUCCUUUAACAAAUCAGCAGAUGCGCCAUGGCAGAAUGGUGUUUGUGAAGCCCUGAUCAAGUCAGUGAAGAGAUUACUAGUGAUAGUAGUUGGGGAAAAUGUGUUGAGUUUUGGUGAAUUACAGACAGUGAUGUUUGAAGUAGCAAAUCUAUUAAAUGAGAGACCUAUUGGUCUGAAACCUGGUUAUAACAUAGAUUUGGGAUCCUAUUUGGGUCCUAAUGAUUUGUUACUUGGUAGGGCAAGUAAUAAAGUUCCUAGUGGACCCAUGGUAAAUGCAGCUGAUGUGAAAAAACGAUUUAGUCUUAUUCAAAGUAUUGUGACCACAUUUUGGAAACGGUGGAUGCGGGACUACUUCCCCACAUUAAUAGUUAGACAAAAAUGGCAUGCUGAACAAAGAAAUUUGAAAAGGGGUGACAUUGUACUAGUUCAGGACAAUGAACUAAUUAGAGGAAAUUAG
This is a messenger RNA of Penaeus monodon (black tiger shrimp), 561 nucleotides long. RefSeq lists its product as uncharacterized. The record is from RefSeq and is a predicted model, not a curated record. Gene Ontology annotation, molecular function: nucleic acid binding. The transcript has a single exon. NCBI's taxonomy places the organism in Eukaryota, Metazoa, Arthropoda, Malacostraca, Decapoda, Penaeidae. The coding region runs from base 1 to 561 and encodes 186 amino acids.